GUCUCUCCUUUGGCCUUCCACCACUCCCAACUUCCAAUUUCUCUAGCAUUCAUUUUCUACUCUCAACGUCAAAAUUCAGCACAAGACUAUCAAAGAAUUGAGUUGAAGAUUUGAAGAAAAAAGUCCUAAGAGGCAAAAGGUAAGAUGGAAGAAUAUGAGGCUGCUGGUACAAGGUCUUGAUGUUUCGUGAAGGCCACGAAUAAAGGAGGCUGAUAAUAACUAGCAAGGCUAUUCCUUGAAGUAAAUACAUCACAUGAUAGUACCAAGUAAGCAGUUGGCACUUAGCUGCGGAGAAGAACAUGACAAUUUUGUUUGGCCAAUUGAAGUUCCCUUAAUUGGAAGAUUUUGUCUACCAAAGAGUCGUUGCAGUGUAGAGACAGUAAGAAAAUGUCAGCUUGUCUAUUAUGCCUACAAUUACAAGAAAGUAGACGAACGAGGCUUCAAGAUUCAUAGUUUUGACUACAAGUCGGAGAGGAAAGAGUUGGAAGAAAGAACUAGAAAAGCUAAUGUGAAAACAAGUCAUUCAGAAGCUCUCGCUUCGGACAUGGAGCUCACUCUCUUGCAAGUGCUCGUGUAGCUCUCUCUCCUUGAUCUCAAAUUCUACCAGGGAGCAUCGUCAAUUGAGCAUAAGAGAAAUUCUAAUGACGUAUUUAUCGUGGCAUUUGUACUUCGGAAACUUUUCUGUAUUUAUAAAAAUAGUUUGACAAUAUUACUAUAGUUUAUGCCCUUUUAUUGUAUAUCAACAAUAUUUGUUUAUGAUAAUCAAACUACAAAAGAGAAAA
Solanum tuberosum (potato) is the source of this 782-nucleotide messenger RNA. RefSeq lists its product as uncharacterized. The transcript has 6 exons. The coding region runs from base 254 to 577 and encodes 107 amino acids. Lineage: Eukaryota; Viridiplantae; Streptophyta; Magnoliopsida; Solanales; Solanaceae. The record is from RefSeq and is a predicted model, not a curated record.